AAUAACAUCCACUCAUAAUAUGCUUAAUGUUUAGAUAUUGAUGUGUGCUAAGCAUAGUUGAACAAAAACAAUUAAAAUAUAACAUUGUCGGUGGAUUCAUGGAUUUUUGAUGUAAAGCCAAGCUAAGCUAAGGUUGACACUUUUUUACACCAACUUUUCUCUCUCUCUCUGUGUACAGCCUAAGCUUAAGCUUAUCCCUCCCCACUUGUUGCCUCUGCCGUAUGUUAUAGCCAAAAGGGUGUGUGAGAGAGAGAAACAUAAACACAACCAACCAUCAAGGGAAGUUAGAGAGAGAGUUGAGUUGUGUUGAGAGAGAUAGAGAGAUAGAGGAGAAGAUGAACGGUGGUGAAUCUUACGGUGCUAUUGAGACACAAUACAUAAGGAGGCAUCACAAACAUGAACCAAGGGAAAACCAGUGCACCUCUGCACUUGUUAAACACAUAAGAGCUCCUGUUCACCUUGUGUGGUCGCUGGUGAGAAGAUUUGAUCAACCUCAGAAAUAUAAACCAUUUGUUAGCAGGUGUAUCAUGCAAGGGGAUCUUGGCAUCGGAAGUGUUCGAGAAGUGAAUGUUAAAUCUGGCCUUCCUGCCACAACAAGUACUGAGAGGUUGGAACAACUGGAUGAUGAGGAACACAUUCUCGGCAUCAGGAUUGUUGGAGGUGACCAUAGGCUGAGGAACUAUUCUUCCAUAAUCACCGUCCAUCCAGAGGUCAUCGAUGGGAGACCCGGUACAAUGGUGAUCGAAUCAUUUGUGGUGGAUGUGCCUGAUGGGAACACCAGGGAUGAAACUUGUUACUUUGUGGAGGCUUUGAUCAGGUGUAACCUAAGCUCUUUAGCUGAUGUCUCAGAGAGAAUGGCCGUGCAAGGUCGAACCAAUCCUAUCAACCAUUAAGCAUGUCUAGGGGAGAAUGAAGUUGGGUUCAUACAAAUUAUAUGAUCCAUUGCUCUCUGAUCCUAGCUCAAGUGUGGACAUUGGUUGGAGUAUUCCUUCUAUGUUCCCAGAAGUUUUGGAACUUUUUUCAUCUGUAUCAUGGAUACAUUCCCCCUACCAUCCUUCUUGCAUUUUUAGCUGUGUAAUCACUCUUUUGAACUGCUAAGUGUCUCUUCUUCAAUAUUUGUAAGAUGAGAUUCAGUGCCUCAUGAAAGCACAAGGAUGUGAGGGGGAAGUUUUUACCUGCUAUAUUCUUCCUGGAUUUUGUGGAUGGUGGUGUGUUACUAUAGUUAUUUGUAAAUAUUUUUGUUGGACCAAAGACAGUUUCUUCAGUUUUCAUGUUUCAUGUUUAGUAGCAACUUUUUUGCCAGAUUUAUGUGCUGGCACAAGGAAACUCCAAAUAGUGGAUACUGCCUUGUUAUUUUCUUUAAUAAGUAGUGUAGCUUUUGUAAGAAGUUAUCUAUUCCAUAUUCUCCUUGUUUAGGACUAUGUUCAGAACACUUAAUCAAAAUGAUUUUGUUUCUGGCUCU
Molecule: messenger RNA, 1462 nt
Organism: Glycine soja
Lineage: Eukaryota; Viridiplantae; Streptophyta; Magnoliopsida; Fabales; Fabaceae
Product: abscisic acid receptor PYL9-like
Exons: 3
Coding region: 336-893 (185 amino acids)
Biological process (GO): abscisic acid-activated signaling pathway
Cellular component (GO): nucleus; cytoplasm
Molecular function (GO): abscisic acid binding; signaling receptor activity; protein phosphatase inhibitor activity
Source: RefSeq, a predicted model, not a curated record